AUGAUUUCCCGUCAUCUUCAAAACAACCUUAUGAGUGUGGACCCAGUCAGCAACCAGGCCAUGGAGCUCUCUGAUGUCACCCUUAUUGAGGGUGUGGGUAAUGAGGUGACUGUGGUGGCAGGUGUGAUGGUGCUGAUUCUAGCCUUGGUCCUAGCUUGGCUCUCUACCUACGUAGCAGACAGCGGUAGCAACCAGCUCCUGGGCACUAUUGUGUCAGCUGGCGACACAUCCGUCCUUCACCUGGGGCAUGUGGACCAUCUGGUAGCGGGCCAAGGCACCCCAGAGCCAACUGAACUCCCCCAUCCAUCAGAGGGUAAUGAUGAGAAGGCUGAAGAGGCUGGCGAAGGUGGGGGAGACCCCACAGGGGAACCUGGAGCCGGGGGUGGUGUUGAGCCCAGCCUUGAGCAUCUGCUUGACAUCCAAGGCCUGCCCAAAAGACAAGCAGGCCCAGGAAACAGCAGUCUGGAGGCACCUGUGAGAUCGGAGGAUAGCACCUGCUUGCCUCCCAGCCCCAGCCUCAUCAGCGUGCGGCUCAAAUUCCUCAAUGACACGGAGGAGCUGGCUGUGGCCAGGCCAGAGGAUACCGUGGGUGCUCUGAAGAGUAAAUACUUCCCUGGACAGGAGAGCCAGAUGAAACUGAUCUACCAGGGUCGCCUGCUGCAGGACCCAGCCCGCACACUGCGUUCCCUGAACAUUACCGACAACUGUGUGAUUCACUGUCACCGCUCACCCCCUGGGUCAGCUGUUGCAGGCCCCUCGAGCUCCCUGGCCCCCUCGGCCACUGAGCCACCCAGCCUCGGCGUCAGUGUGGGCAGCCUCAUGGUGCCUGUGUUUGUGGUGCUGCUGGGUGUGGUCUGGUACUUCCGUAUCAAUUACCGCCAGUUCUUCACAGCACCUGCCACAGUCUCCCUCGUGGGGGUCACCGUCUUUUUCAGCUUCCUAGUAUUUGGGAUGUAUGGACGAUAA
Rangifer tarandus platyrhynchus (Svalbard reindeer) is the source of this 966-nucleotide messenger RNA. The record is from the annotation of a GenBank genome assembly. NCBI's taxonomy places the organism in Eukaryota, Metazoa, Chordata, Mammalia, Artiodactyla, Cervidae.